GGAGAGAGGGAAAGUGCUCGAACAUAUAUGAAGCUCCUGGCCCCCCAACGGUCCUCCACUUAGCGAGCAUUAACAAAAGUAACAGCAGAGAUUGUUCGAAGAUUACCUUAGACGUUCGUCCAGGAACUAUUUCCCGAGUACAACACAGUACGUUUGAUGGCCUAAGCUGCAGCCUGAAGAUGACUUCUAAUGUAUCGGCUCACCUGUCGGACGAGGGUUUACAAGCAAAAACUAUCAUCAAGAUGUUCCAGUUCCUUGCCUUUUGCGAAUGCUCCCGAAAACCAGAAGGUGACAGUGGAUGCCUGCAGUCUGAUGGCUGCACUAAAAGCAUGCGGCCGCUCGAAGGACAUAAAAGGUGGCCAGGAAAUUCAUGCAACUGUGUUGAAGAGCGGCCUCUUUCCGUGGAAUACAUCACUGGGGAACUCAUUGGUGAACAUGUAUGCGAAAUGUGGGAACAUGCCGGAAGCUCACAAGGUGUUUCACCAGAUGCCGGUUCACAGUGUAAUAUCGUGGAACACGCUCAUAGCUGGCUACGCAGUCAAUGGAGAGUGUGAAGUUGCUCUCCAGCUCUUUGAAGAUAUGAGACGAGAAGGCAGCGAACCAAACGCUCGAACGUAUCUUCCUGCACUGAUGGCCUGUUCCAGCUGGGCGACAAAGGAAGAAGCCAUGCAAGUCGGUGGGAAGCUUGUGAAGAUGGGAUGCUUACAGAAGGGAAUGGCCAUUCACUCCCAAGCUCUGGCAAAUAACUAUCGCUCGGACGUUUUCAUUGGAAGUAUGCUCGUUACUACGUACGCGAAGUGUGGCAGCAUGGUGGACGCUCGUAUGGCCUUCGACAAGAUGCCGUCACCUGAUCUUGUAGCAUGGAAUGCACUGCUACAAGGAUAUGUGGAUAACGGGGAGAGCGAGCUGGCGUUGGAUUUAUUUUCUGUCAUGGCAUCACUGGAACUGGAGGCAGAUACUCGAACUUUUGUCGCUGCGCUCAUGGCUUGUGGUAACUUGGCAGACAAAGAAGAAGGGAAGAGACUUAACGGGAAGCUUGUCAAGGGUGGAAGCAUGGAGAGAGGAAAAGAGGUACACGUCCAAGCUUCAACUAGUGGUUGUUGCUCAAACUUGUUCGUUUCAUGCAGCUUGAUCGACAUGUACGUCAAGUGUGGCAGCUUGAAGGAUGCCUUUGCGGUCUUUGAGAGCAUGCCUCGUCACGACGUUGUGUCCUGGACCGCGCUGAUCUUGGGGUAUGCAGAGAGUAACGAGGCUGAAGUGGCUUUGGAACUUUUUGAGCGGAUGAAGGACGAAGGCUGCUUGCCAGAUUCUCGUACUUUCGUUGCAGUGAUGGUGGCUUGUGGGAAUCUUGCUGGGCACCAGAACAACCAACAGGUCAUGCUUGAAGUUGGGAGAAAGUUACAUACAGAGGCUGCAAAGCAGGGAUUCAGCUCGCACUUACGGGUCGCGAACACGAUGGUGGACAUGUAUGCAAAGUGUGGGAGCCUGGAAGAGUCUCGCAGAGUUUUCGAGCAGAUGGCUCAACGAGAUGUGGUCUCGUGGAAUGUUAUCAUUCUGGGGUGCUUGGUAAACGGAGACGCAGAGAUGGCCUGGAAGCUGUUUGAGCGUAUGCAAGGCGAAGGCUGUACACCGAAUGGUGGCACCUUUGUAGCAGCAGCAAUGGCUUGUGGUCGACUAGCAGGAAAAGUGGAAGGAGAGAGAAUCAACGGAAGGGUGGUGAAAGUAGAGUGGCUACAGAAGGCAACGGAUAUAUACUCACAGGCCAAGAAAGGUGGAUUCGAUGUGCAUGUGUUCGUUGCCAGCGCACUGGUGGAGAUGUUUGGGAAGUGUGGAAGCAUGAUCAGCGCGCGAGCAGUUUUCGAGAAGAUGACCUUUCACGACUUAGUGGCUUGGAAUGGGCUGAUCGUAGGCUAUGCAGGGAAUGGUGAGGCGGAGCUGGCUCUUGCAGCGUACCAGCAAAUGCGGGAGGAAGGUCGGUUUGUGCCAAACAGCCGGACUUGUGUCGCUCUGCUCAUGGCCUGUGGAGAGCUGGCGGCUCUUGAAGAAGGGACAGCAAUUUACGCAGAGAUUUGCAGAAACGGACUCGAGGACGAAGAGUUUGUUGCUACUGGUCUAGUGGACUUCUACGGGAAGUGCGGCAGCACCAGCAAAGCUCGUCGAGCUUUCAAUUCGAUGAAGAACACGGACUCGGUGACUUGGACCGCUCUCUUGGCUGGAUACAGUUCUGCUGGUGAUACGGAGCAGGCUCUACAGUUUUUUCAGGAGAUGGUGGCCAAAGAAGAUGGUGGUGUCGAUGGAGUCGCAUUGCUGUGCGUCCUGAGUGCCUGCAGCCGCGCUGGUCUUGUGGAGAAAGGAAAAAGGCUGUUCCGAAGGAUGGCAUCUGGGGAGUUUGGCAUUCAACCUGGGAUCGAGCACUAUCAUUGUUUCAUCGACAUGCUGGGACGAGCUAAUAUGGUACAGGAUGCUACAGAAGCUGCGAAGAGAAUGCCAUUUCCUGCAACUGCUGUUACUUGGACGACCAUCUUAGGCGCUUGUUUGAAGUGGAAAGAUCUGGAAAUGGGGAAGGUUGCGUUUGACAAGUUUUUGGAGACUGAUACUCAGCACCCGGCAGCAUACUCUUUGAUGGCGAAUCUGUACGGCAGCGCUGGGAUGUGGCAAGAGCAAAAGAAAGUUUUGGAGCUGACGAGGAAACGACAUUGCUAGAAGACGCUCGUACAAGCUGCUUUCUGUCGUGAAUGCCGCGAAGAACAGCAAAACCUCGGCUCUUCCAUGUAACUUUGCCCGAUUCGGUGCAGCUGAUCUCCGACACGUACGCAACUCAACACAAAAUGACGACGAAGUAAACAGGUAGCAUUUUGAUUGUAGUUGAUAUCUGAAUUUAUCAAAUCAAAUAUGACAGGAGGUGAGCACCUCAACUUGAAGUC
Molecule: messenger RNA, 2924 nt
Organism: Selaginella moellendorffii
Lineage: Eukaryota; Viridiplantae; Streptophyta; Lycopodiopsida; Selaginellales; Selaginellaceae
Product: putative pentatricopeptide repeat-containing protein At3g01580
Exons: 3
Coding region: 190-2703 (837 amino acids)
Biological process (GO): RNA modification
Molecular function (GO): RNA binding; protein binding
Source: RefSeq, a predicted model, not a curated record